AUGAGUGGAACUGAUAUCGAUACCGGUGCUCCCACCGAAUGGAAGAAGUACGACUCGUACGCCCUUAACGUCGACCCUGACCAAGAUGACAGAGCCACUGAAAUCAAGCUCUGCAGCUUCGCCCGCCCUCACAUGAGAGCCUUCCACUUCUCGUGGUUGGGUUUCUUCAUCGCCUUUUUCAUCUGGUUCGCCAUUGCCCCUCUUCUCUCUGAGAUCCGUACUUCUCUUGGACUUAGCAAGAAAGAGGUCUGGACCUCGAGCAUUGUCGGUGUUGGUGGAACCAUCUUCAUGCGUUUCCUCCUCGGUCCUCUAUGUGACAAGGUCGGACCACGCGUUCUUUUCACCUGUGUCCUUUGCUUCGCUUCCAUCCCUACCGCAUGUACUGGACUUGUCACCAACGCUACCAACCUCGCCGUCCUCCGUCUUUUCAUCGGAUCCGCCGGAGGUACAUUCGUGAUGUGCCAAUACUGGACUUCUAGAAUGUUCACCAAGUCCGUUGUCGGAACCGCCAACGCCCUUGUCGGUGGAUGGGGAAACCUUGGAGGAGGUGUCACCCAAUUGGUCAUGGGAUCUGCUCUGUUCCCUCUUUUCAAGGAACUCUUCAAAGACGAGCCCAACCCAGCCGACUUUGCCUGGAGAUGGGUCAGCAUUGUCCCAGCUGUUGUCGCUUUCGGAAUCGGUAUUUGCAUGUACUUCUUCUCUGAGGACUCCCCCAAGGGUAACUUCACUGACUUGAAGAAGAACGGAGCCAUGGCCGAUGUUUCUGCUGCCUCUUCUUUCCGCUCUGGAGCCUUGAACUUGAACACCUGGUUCCUUUUCAUCCAAUACGCUUGCUGCUUCGGUGUCGAGUUGACCAUGAACAACGCCGCCGCCCUUUACUUCAAGGACAAGUUUUCUCUGACUACCGAGGAAGCCGCCGCCAUCGCCUCUAUCUUCGGAUGGAUGAACCUGUUCGCCCGUGGUCUUGGUGGAUUCACCUCUGAUAAGGCCAACGCCAAGUUCGGAAUGCGUGGACGCUUGUGGGCCCAAACCAUCUUCCUUCUUGUCGAAGGAUGUCUUGUUCUGGUCUUUGCCAACACUGCCUCUCUUGAGGGAGCCAUUGUCGUCAUGGUGUUCUUUUCCUUGUUUGUCCAAGCCGCCGAGGGAUCCUCGUACGGAAUUGUCCCAUACGUUGACCCUCCAGCCACUGGAUCCAUCUCUGGAAUCAUCGGAGCCGGAGGAAACUCAGGAGCUGUCGCUUUCGGAAUGGGAUUCCGUGAAUUGAAAUACAAGGAUGCCUUUGUGAUCAUGGGAAGCACGAUUAUUGCUUCUUCUGUCCUUUCCUUUUUCGUUUGCAUCCCAGGAUGUUCUCGCAUGCUUGGAGGAGAAGACGAUGUUCCAGCCAAGGACACUCUUGCUGUCCCUACUCCAGAGACCGACAAGGUUGAGGAUGUCAACGCUUAA
Messenger RNA from Cylindrotheca closterium, 1443 nucleotides. NCBI's taxonomy places the organism in Eukaryota, Bacillariophyta, Bacillariophyceae, Bacillariales, Bacillariaceae. The record is from the annotation of a GenBank genome assembly.